AUGUCUUUCUCUUCGCGAACUUUUUUGGGGGGGUUUUUGGCGUCUGCAUUAGCAACACCGGGUGUGGUUCACGUGAGAUUCAUGAAAGGCUGUGUAAAGAACGACACUAAUAUCUUGGUUUGUAGGAGCAUUCGCCUUCGUCUGUACGUUCGCUUGCAGCUUACAAUGUCACGCGCAAUUCUUCUUUCGAGGUCUAUAGCCACGAGUUCACAUCGAUUCUCGGAAACAGUCCCUCACUAAAUUCCAUUCUCACAUCCGCAAACGCUUCAUUCACCCAAUUCCACGAAGCUGGUAUUCUUUUUCAAGAAAAGCCAAACCCAGUUCUCUUCAUCACCAGCAACCAAUACGACGUCGAAGGAUCCCCUACGACAAAUAACAAAGCGGUAGCGAUUUCAAAAGUGUCAUAUGAUGGCAACGCGUGGAAUGCUGAAAUAGUCAAAUCGACGGGGUAUCCUGUAUCCCUUGCAAAUGGUGGCUGCAAAUAUAAAGAGGGCAUCGUUCUCCUGGACCAAGGAACACUUACCACUCACGGCGGUUUAGUGUAUAUGAAUGGAACAGCUCCAUAUGGCACAUCUCUCUUAAUCGACAACUUUUACGGGCAUCCUUUCAACUCUCCAAACGAUGUCGUUGCAGCAAGCGACGGUGCACUUUGGUUCACUGACCCAUCAUAUGGCUCUUGGCAAGGGAUUCGAGGAGAUCCCAGGCUCCCUCCACAGGUGUACCGAUUUAUGCCAGGGACCAACAAUAUCCGAGUUGUGGCUGACGGGCUUGAUCAACCUAAUGGAAUUGCUUUCUCUCCAGACGAGAAAACAGUCUAUAUUACCGAUGCAACUGGGAACUCGACAGCUUUGACUUCUCCAAGAACAAUUUACGCUUACGACGUAGUCAAAAAGGCUGGGCAACCAUCUCUUAUCAACAAGAGAGUGUUCGCGAUGGCGGAGAAGGGACUACCUGAUGGAAUCAAGACCGAUGCAGAGGGCAACGUAUAUGUGGGCUGUGGAGAUGGGGUUAGCGUGUGGAAUGCCGGAGGGAUGAUGUUGGGAAAGAUUAAGGUUGAGGGUGGAAGCGCAAACCUGGUCCUGGGCGAAGGAAAGGUAUGGUUAUUAAAUGAGCUCCAACUUUGGGAAGCUAGUGUUGCCACACCUGCCCCAAAGAUAAACGAUGUAAAGAAAGAUGACUAA
This is a messenger RNA of Hymenoscyphus albidus, 1181 nucleotides long. The record is from the annotation of a GenBank genome assembly. NCBI's taxonomy places the organism in Eukaryota, Fungi, Ascomycota, Leotiomycetes, Helotiales, Helotiaceae.